AAAUCACACUAAACAUGGCUUCUGUUUUAUUUUAAUCCCCCGUAUGCGGAUUGGGACGCGAUCCGUCACGAACACCUAAAUUGAGGCGAAUGGCGGUGCAGUUUGCAGGCGCGCGCGCUAUCGUGUGAUCCAAUAUGGCGGCUUGUGCUGUUCAGCUGAUUGACAAACGGCCCAGAAGAAUAGUUGAGCAAAAAGAGAUUGCUGUGGUACUUCUGAGGAAAGAGCUGCAUGCAAAGCAUCCAUUACAAAACCGGUGGGCCUUAUGGUUCUACAAGACUGAUAAAAGCAAAAUGUGGCAAGAUAAUUUGAGACUCAUCACCAAGUUUGAUACUGUGGAGGAUUUCUGGGGGUUGUACCAUAACAUUCAGAUGGCUAGCAAACUCUCAUCAGGAUGCGACUAUUCUGUGUUCAAGGACGGAAUCGAGCCCAUGUGGGAGGACCGGAGCAAUAAAUGUGGUGGACGAUGGCUGAUUACACUCUCUAAACAGCAGAGACACACAGAGCUCGACCGCUUUUGGCUGGAAACGCUGUUGUGUCUCAUCGGUGAAGGAUUCGGUCCCUACAGUAGAGACGUGUGCGGUGCCGUCAUUAACGUUCGCGCCAAAGGAGACAAAAUCGCCAUCUGGACGACGAACACCGAGAACGCUGAGGCUGUAACGUACAUCGGCCGGAAGUAUAAAGAGAGUCUCGGGCUUCCAGCAAAGCUUGUGAUUGGAUAUCAGGCCCAUGCCGACACAGCCACCAAGAGCAACUCCAUCACCAAGAACAAGUUUGUUGUCUGAACAGAAACCUCUCUGCGUCUUGUCCUCGCACCUGAGCACUGCUUUUCUCUCACAGUUUUUCUUUUGCAUUCAUUUGGGAGGAAAAAUCAUUUGGUCUAUGAAGUUUGUAUAAGUGAUGUUUGUUUUUGUUUGGAGCAUGUCAUGAUUGUCUCUUCCAUUUAU
Hemibagrus wyckioides is the source of this 944-nucleotide messenger RNA. It is a transcript of the gene eif4e1b, whose product is annotated as eukaryotic translation initiation factor 4E family member 1B. Gene Ontology annotation, biological process: translational initiation. Gene Ontology annotation, molecular function: translation initiation factor activity; RNA 7-methylguanosine cap binding. The transcript has 7 exons. Gene Ontology annotation, cellular component: eukaryotic translation initiation factor 4F complex; cytoplasm. Bases 135 to 782 code for a protein of 215 amino acids. The record is from RefSeq and is a predicted model, not a curated record. NCBI's taxonomy places the organism in Eukaryota, Metazoa, Chordata, Actinopteri, Siluriformes, Bagridae.